Messenger RNA from Nematostella vectensis (starlet sea anemone), 1774 nucleotides. Its product is annotated as homeobox protein HMX3. The transcript has 2 exons. Gene Ontology annotation, molecular function: DNA-binding transcription factor activity, RNA polymerase II-specific; DNA binding. Gene Ontology annotation, biological process: regulation of DNA-templated transcription. Lineage: Eukaryota; Metazoa; Cnidaria; Anthozoa; Actiniaria; Edwardsiidae. Bases 127 to 777 code for a protein of 216 amino acids. The record is from RefSeq and is a predicted model, not a curated record.
CGUCUCGUUGUUGCUCUUUAAGCUGGUGCCAAUAAUCUGCCAAAAGCAGAAAGUGAGAUCUCAGUAGAACACAUCACGUAGAGUUGUUCAGUCACACCUCGAGCUACCAUCGACAACAUAUGAAAUAUGGAGGCAGCUCAUGACAAGUCUGUUAUAAAGAAUUAUGGUUCUGCGUUCACACCAGUAAAACCCACUCACUCCCUCAAUAACGCCUCGGUGUUCAAGCACCCCUUUUCAAUAAGAAGUCUUUUAGAACUUGACGAAAGGGACGUCGCCGAGAGUUCACCCUUUAGGAGUUUCAGCCCUGAGCAUGGCUCGACCUACUCUGCCCGCUCGCCUGAUUGCGAGGAACACUGCGAAGAAGCCUACACGAGUCCAGAGGUUGUCCCGUACUCAUCGUGGCUCUGUAUCCCUGGGCGCUCCACUAGUACACGCGAAAAUAAAAGAAAUGCUGACACCAAACAAGAAAGAAAGCACCCAAAGAAACAAAAACAGCGGCCUCUGUUUGGUCAGAAGCAGAUUCAAAGACUCGAGGAGGAAUUCGUCUGCGAGAAGUAUAUCUCCAAGUCUCGCCGCUCAGCCCUAGCAGCAGAAAUAGACUUGACAGACGCCCAAGUUCGCACAUGGUUUCAAAACAGGCGAACGCGCUGGCGGAAAGAGGAACGGGCUGAGAGCCGAUGCGAGAAGACGUCAUGGGAAGCCUGUGAGAGCGAAAAACCGCGAGAGACUGGGUUUACUGGUAACUGUUUGGUUGUCCGUGGUUACUGUCUAUCAUGAGUGGUCAGUGGGUCUAAAAACCGCGGGAAAAUUGGACUAUCACUCGUCAAGCAAGUCAUACAUAUUUAGGGCAUUUUACUGAGAAAAAAGGUCAAGGGUGCUGCAGUGAUUCAACGAACUGAAGGGAAUAGGAAAUCUUUUGAGACCUAAGACUAAGGUUUCGAGUUUCGAAAUGCCAAUGAUAAAACUAAAAACGUAUUCAUCAAAAUAUUGGGUGCUGAGUUUGAUUGUAACGAUCUCAGAUUUGCUAUGUAUCUUUCUGUAUAUAAUCGUAUUACAUGUCUUCCUGCGUCUAGUCUAAGUGUCAGGCUAAGAACGGCUGCGCAGAUCACCUUGCGUCAUUUCUUUCAUCAUUUUAAAGGAAGGAUGGGACGAACAAAGCAGGGAAAGCCCGUUAAUUCUAACCAUCAAGAAGGACGAGAAGCAUUAUGUUAGAGGAGUAGAAAUGACAAAAAUAGGAUUAACCUAUUGACUUCUUACCCGGCCGUAACCCAAACAAUUCAUUCAUAUUAAAGGGGCAGUCGCACCGGUAGCGGUAUUUUUCAAGAGUGCUACCGUCACCAAUCCGGCACAGAGAAAAACUACUCGACACUAUCUAAAAGCUGUUUGAUUGUCUUAUUGUGAGCAAAUUCGGCGCGAUGCAAACGGAUUUCAUAUCUACAUAAUUUUUCAGCCGUCUAUUUCGUACUCAAGAAAUGACGAUUCCACAGUGUAUUUUUACUUUGAAACGGUGUGACUGCCCCUUUAAAAAUAAACACGAGAUCAAGGUACUCAGGCGUCAGUCUAAUGGAAAAAUGGCCUUGAAACUAUGUAACAGUCACCAAAUAAUAGUACAAUAAUGUACAUUUUGCUCAGUUGUAUAGCCAGGGGUCAAUGGGCAGACAUCGGAAAGCUAGUUCUUUCAGACUGGGGAUUUCUACCUUUCCAUGUUUGUGUCAUCGGAUUUCUACUGUUGUACAUCAAUUACACGCAUUACAAUAUCACGUUUGAACUUUUA